Messenger RNA from Rhincodon typus (whale shark), 2866 nucleotides. RefSeq names its product mitochondrial translational initiation factor 3 (gene mtif3). Gene Ontology annotation, cellular component: mitochondrion. Gene Ontology annotation, molecular function: ribosome binding; translation initiation factor activity. Gene Ontology annotation, biological process: mitochondrial translational initiation; ribosome disassembly. Lineage: Eukaryota; Metazoa; Chordata; Chondrichthyes; Orectolobiformes; Rhincodontidae. The transcript has 5 exons. The coding region runs from base 104 to 967 and encodes 287 amino acids. The record is from RefSeq and is a predicted model, not a curated record.
UAUACAUUGCAUAAAGAAACUUGCUCUUCAAACUACAAGUUAUGCAAGUUGGUAUAUCUGUAUUGAAAAUGCAAGGCAUUUUAACACACUGUUGAUACAAACUAUGAUGAAAGAAACGAUACUUCAGUCCAGAUGCAACACACCUUACUGGAAACUAGGCCACCAGAUUAAGCCUGUAAAAAGUUUUAUAACAGCUGAUGAAGGUGAAGGAGAGCCUGAGAAAGUUCAAAACAGGGAAAAAAAGGAUCCAAGAGCACGAAAAACAAUAGGGAGCAUUGGAAGAAAGAUUCACCACCGCAUCAUUCAUGUAAUAGAUGAAAAUGGAGAGAACCUGGGAAAUUUGCAUAGAGCUGAUAUUAUUCGAAUCAUGGAUGAGCGUGGAGUCAAGGCUGUACCUCUCAAGGAAAAUGCUGACCCUCCAGUAUACAAACUAAUGACAGGAAAACAGAUUCACGAUGAACAAAUGAAACUCAGGGAAAAAAGAAAGAAUGCACCUAACACUGGACCUUGUCAAAUCAAGGAGCAAACAUUCUCAGCAGACAUUGCAAAGCACGACCUGCAAACAAAAAUAAAGCAGAUCCAGCAAUGGAUUGAUAAGAAGCACCAUGUUCGGAUUACUGUUAGAAAAGGAGCCAUAAUGGACAAAGCAGAUAAGAUGGAAAUAUUGCUGGAUCAAAUUGUUCAAUCCAUGCCUGACAAAGCUACGUACAUGUUUAAGCCAAAGAUUAUUAAAGAAGGGAAGGCAGCAAUGUGCAUUCUACGGCAUCUGUCUGACAAAGAAAUGAAAGCACACAAAAAGGUGAAAACGGAAUUGCAAUGUCAAGAGGAUCAUGAACAACAGAGUGACGUUCCAAACUUUGCUGCAACAGAAAUAGAAGGACUGCCACUGGGGACCAGAAGAGAAGAAGAAAAAAUACAAGUCAAGUCUGAAGGGCAAGGAGAUUACAUAUCUGAUGUGAAAAGCUGAUUCCCUCCCUCUGCAAAUCUAAGCCAACAUUUCCAUUACAGACUUCAAUUACACUUAAUGUUAGCUAAUCAUGGAGAAAGAGUAUAUCCUUCUGUAUAAGGAUACAGUGUACUCAAGCCAGACGGCAGUACAGAUACAUACAAAGGAAACAAUCCAUGAUGAAGUGCUCUAUUUUUUUUAAUCUACCAAUAUUUUGACACAUUCAGUAGUUUAACAGCAGAACCAUCAAGAAACCAACACAUCUACUAUCAAUUGGAUAGGUGGUGACAAGUUUGGGGGCAGAUUGGUGAACGGGAGUAAGAAAAAGACUACCUGCUCUGGGAUAGUAAGAGCUGCUGAUGCUGGAAUCAGAGAUAACACAGGUCAGGCAGCAUCAGAUGCCUCUGUUGCUGCCUGACCUGCUGUGUUCCUCCAGCCCCACACUGUCAUCUCUAUCUGCUCUGGGGUUUUUUGCGAAGGGGGGGGAACAAAAAAGGGAAGGGUGGAGGAAAAUAGGUUGCAAGACAAGUCUAUCUGUCUCAAGUGUUGAGCAUUGUGAUGGGUUAACUAGCCAAUGUAUUGGUCUUUUCAAUUAAAGGACCAUUCAUAAAAAAUGCCUGAUUAUUGUGUUGAUAAUAAGAAUUUUUAGUGCAUUCUCUCCAAUUUUUUGAUUCACUAGACUGGGGAGCAAAUUUAAGUGUAGAACCUCACAAGAAGAGGUUAGAGCCAUCCGACCCAAUUCAUAAAAUAAAGAUAAACUAAUGCUUGUAAAUAAGUUCUAAAUAAGUCUUGUCUUCUUAGAUUUUUAAUAUUGUGGUCAAGUAGUAAAAUUAUUACAGGUUUCUUUUCUUCCAGGAAUUUUAAACUAAUUAAAAUGCUAUGUGUUUUACUUUAUGUAAUUUGCUGUGGUUGGCCCAGGGAUUUAUUACCAUUUUCCUUCACUGUACUAGACAUUGUUUUAUGACCAUAUAUUCUGAUAGGACAGGUUCUCUUCAAGAAUAAUUUUUUUUCUAUCUUAUGUAAAUGUCACUGAAAUUUCCUGGAUUGUUCAAAUCUAUGUACAAACAAGUCACAUUACACACACCCUAAGCAAGCAACCAGCCAUCUUGCAACAUUAUUUGACUGCAGAAACUGCUUACGUGCUGUGACUAAAUCAAAACUGUACAAGUAACUCCAUCGUAUCAUCAGUAUUUAAAUAGAUCUGAUGAGGGCCUGCAUUCUACAAGACCAACAAUGAUACAAUUCACAAGGGAGUCAAAGGCAGGAAUGUGGAGUGGAGGUCAUACGACACCAGGAUAUGGUCCAACAGGUUUAUUUGAAAUCACAAGCCUUCAGAGUGCUGCUCUUUCAUCAGAUGAAGUGGCAGCUGUCUCAUAAGUGUUGAGCAUCGUGACAAGUUAGGUAGUUAACUUUACUUGAAGAAGGAGCAGCACUCCAAAAGCUUGUGAUGUCAAAUAAACCUGCUGGACUAUAACCUGGCAUUGUGUGACUUCUGACUUUGUCCUCCCAGUCCAAAACACCAGCACCUCCACGUCAUGGCUACAUAACCAAAUGCUGGAGCAAGCUCGAGGAGUCAAAUGGCCUAUUUCUAUUCCUAAAUUUAUAUGUAUGUUCAUAAUCCUUGUUUUGCAGCAAUGGAGAGAAUGUAACAAAAAAAUUCAUGAUGAGAGGUGUUAAACAACAUUGUUGUACAAUUUCUAUAUCACAUUAUACAUUACCAUAUGGCUGUGGCAAAAGAAAUUCCAAUCUCAUAAAAUCUGAAGUUUUUUCCAUUCUUCUGAAAAGUUGAAACCCUCGUGCAGUCUGGUCAGCCCCAUUUGCAUUAUUUGGAAGGUUUUAGGUUAGCAAAUGUGACAAGAUGCUUGGAAUAGUUCAUUAUUCCUUUUCAUUCAAUGUAUAUUUAAAGUAGGACACACCUGC